AUGACGGAGGUCUACGUGUUUCUUAGAGAAACUAGUGAGAAGUUCAGCUUGUACGCAGAAUUCCUACAGCCCUCCAGCAAGUACCAGGGAGUCCUGAUCAGUCGCAUGGUGGUCCUGGCGCAGGCUGCUGUGAGCGUGGAGGCUAUACUGUACGCAGAACUCCUACAGCCCUCCAGCAAGUACCAAGGAGUCCUGAUCAGUCGCAUGGUGGUCCUGGCGCAGGCUGCUGUGAGCGUGGAGGCUAUACAGCAGGUCUCCACCCCAGAAAUUAAAGUGCUGAACUGGACCCUGGAGAACGGGAACUGCAGCUUGAUGCUGGCCUGCAUGGUGGAGAAGGGGGACCAUGUGGUUUACGGCUGGAGCACGGAGGCAGGCACCCACCUGCCGAGUGCAGCAAAUGCCUCCCACCCACUGUACCUCACCCUCGGCCCCCAGCACGCUGACGAAAACUACACCUGCACCGCGAGCAACCCCAUCAGCAACCGUUCCCAGACCUUCACGCCGUGGUCCAGCUGCAGCUCCUAUUCCUAUUCAGUUCCAGGACAAUGGGGACUGUAUGCUGGGCUGGCUUUAGGGGGCGUCAUUGGUGUCAUCAUGAUUCUCCAAGUGGCAAUACUUCUAUUCAGGAGAAGAGCUGGACUCCGAAGGUUUCCCAAUGGACUCUGGCAACUUCACAUCCAGAAUACAAGGAUUGAGAACAUGGGCUUUGACUCUGUUCAGAAGAAACCUAAUCCCUUGCCCGCUCAGGACCCCUGCACCACCAUUUACGUGGCUGCCACAGAGCCUGUCCCAGAGCCUGCUCAGGAGCCGAGCUCCAUCACCGUCUACGCCAGUGUGACACUUCCAGAGAGCUGACACCACAGACCCAGCGAAGGGACUGGCAGAAGGAGGACGGAGGAGCCAAAAGAAACACUGAACUUGGCCCCAGGCCUCAAGUUCUUACGAUACUCUACACACCUGCACUCCUCGGAUCAGCUCCCUGGGGAUGUCGCUUCCACACCCACCCGUGACAGGGACAAGCAAGGGAAGUUUCCCGUGCACUUAGCCUGCUCUGCAGGGCACAGGCCCAGGACAGGUUUCCGUGUCUGUGGUGCAGCAGAUGGACUGAUAAUGCAAAUCCUGGAGUCUAGACCUUCGGGUGUCUUGCUCUUCGCUGGGAGUGGAUAAGGAAAGCCAAGGGCAGAAAGCCCGCACCCAGAGCUCUUAGCUCAGGCGCUGGCCAGCAGCAGAGCCCGGAACCGGUUCCAUUCUGGCUGCCUGUACUUGGUUCUGGGAGCUGCUCCGGGUCACCAGGCAGGCCUGCUCCAGGCUCUGUGCCUCAGGCCCUCUCUCUGGAUGGGCAGUGAAGGAUGAGUUCCUUAUUCUAUGUAAACACUGUGACAGAAGAAGCUAAAGAAUCAAUAAACUGGCAACAUGGC
This is a messenger RNA of Myotis davidii, 1418 nucleotides long. It is a transcript of the gene SLAMF1, whose product is annotated as signaling lymphocytic activation molecule family member 1. Lineage: Eukaryota; Metazoa; Chordata; Mammalia; Chiroptera; Vespertilionidae. The record is from RefSeq and is a predicted model, not a curated record. The transcript is spliced from 8 exons. The coding region runs from base 1 to 855 and encodes 284 amino acids.